GUGCGAUGUGCGUAAGGAUGAGUUGAGUGGAGGAGCAGCAGAGGAAGCGGUGUGUCUUGAAACAGCUGCUCACAGAUCUAACUCCGCUUGGAAACAGGAGCGAGUGUUUCACUCUGAGCGCAUUUACGCACGGUCUCUACAAGUGUUUUUUCACGCUCCGACAAAUAAUUUGCACACAGAUUGGCUUUAUUGCCUUCACUGAAUCUUAGACAUGAUGAUAAUCCUCGCGGAGUUUUUCGUGGUAAUUCUCAAGGUACUUUGGGCGUUUGUGGCCGCCGGGGCCAAAUGGGUGGUCAAACCAAAGGAGAAGAGCGUAGCGGGACAGGUGUGCGUGAUCACCGGUGCUGGCAGCGGCCUGGGGCGGCUCUUUGCAAAGGAGUUUGCUCGGAGACGGGCCGUCCUGGUGUUGUGGGACAUUAACAGCCAGAGCAACGAGGAAACCGCGGAGAUGGUGCGCCAGAUUUACCACGAACUAGACACUCCAGUGGCUAAAGAUGGACCUGUUGGCGGAGUGGAGGAAGUCCCACCGUUUCAGCCGCAGGUCUACACUUACGUGUGCGAUGUGGGCAAGCGGGAAAGCGUUUACUCCACGGCCGAGAAGGUGCGCCGUGAGGUGGGAGAGGUGGACAUACUGAUCAACAACGCCGGUGUGGUUUCCGGGCAUCAUCUGUUGGAGUGUCCAGAUGAACUAAUUGAACGCACCAUGGUGGUCAACUGCCAUGCGCACUUUUGGACCACCAAGGCGUUUCUCCCCAAGAUGCUGGAACUGAAUCAUGGCCACAUUGUGACAGUUGCCAGCUCCCUGGGUUUAUUCAGCACAGCUGGAGUGGAGGAUUACUGUGCAAGUAAGUUUGGUGCCAUUGGCUUCCAUGAAUCACUGAGCCAUGAGCUGAAAGCCUCAGAGAAGGAUGGCAUCAACAUGACACUGGUGUGCCCUUACCUGAUGGACACUGGCAUGUUCAAGGGCUGCAGGAUAAGAAAGGAAAUUGAGCCAUUCUUGCCCCCGCUGAAGCCUGAGUUCUGUGUGAAGCAGGCCAUGAGGGCUAUCCUGACGGACCAGCCUAUGGUCUGCACUCCUCGCAUCAUCUACAUGGUGAACUUCAUGAAAAGCAUCCUGCCCUUUGAAGCCAUUGUCUGCAUGUACCGGUUUCUUGGUGCCGACAAAUGCAUGUACCCCUUCCUAGCUCAAAGAAAAGAGGCCAUGAACAACAAUGAAGCAAAGAAUGGGAUCUAGAGGGCGCUGUCUGCAACCCGUACAGGGUGCACAUAAACCUGCAAGUGAGGAAACAACCACUGUGGAUGACAAUGGGACAACAGAAGGAGAGCAGACGGACUUUAGACUGGGGCACUUGCAUUGAGCAAAUGCAAAGGUUUACCAUAUUGUUCCUCUGGGACAAAGAAAGCUGUGUACUACACAAGAUUUAUUUGACUUUUGUUUUGUCGUAUUAUUUGUAAAAGAAAACAUCUAUAUUCUGUCACUAGUUUUUUAAAAAAUCAUGCAGAAAAGGUAUCCAAUAAUCAACUAUUUACCUAAUGUAGUCACCAGCCUUAUCUAGAGUCAUUGUGAAUAUGCAGUAUGUUGCUGUAUGAACAGUAAAUAUUUUCACUUUUGUAGACAUGCACUGUAAUUUUGACACUGCCACCUUUCUGUGUGGGGUUGGGUCAAACCAGCAGCGACCUACCAGCAUCCCUCGUCUAUUUUAUGCAUUGUAAUACAAUUCACAUGAUAUCAAAGUUUUGUUCUGAACACAAAACAUUUUGACAGUGAAGUCUACACAUUCCAAAUGGGACUAAUGGCUCGUGACCCACUCCUGAGUUUCACUUUAAAAUGGAGUACGUGUCCUGGGCCGAAGCAGCAUGUGUGUCGUGUUAACUGUACUGAGACAUAGAGGAAAUAAGGGUUAUGGAGAGAACGCGUAUCCUCUGUAAAUGUUUAUAUUGUAAAUGUAUGUUACCAAUAUGUUUUUGAAUUUUAAGCCCUCUCCUUCAUAGGCAGAUAGGCCAGUGACUACCACAGCUGUAAUGUGAGUAGCAUGAGCGUCUGUCCCUGUAAAAUGCUCAAUGUUGUGAAUACACUACAACCCACAUGUCUGCUCUGACUGUCUGAUGCAUCGUUUAAACCUACAUUCCAACAGGCCUGAUUCCUUAGUCACAAAGAUGAGCCUAAAUCCUCUACCUCUUAAUUUUCUUUUUAUUUUGACCGCAUCACAAUGUUUCUUAUUUUGUAAUAAUUUCUGGACUGCUCUAGAGUUGAGCAAAAUGUGGUUUUGAUGUUUAGUGUCUCUACCUAACUUAAAAUAAUAAAGUAAACUAGAUUAUUAAA
Periophthalmus magnuspinnatus is the source of this 2323-nucleotide messenger RNA. It is a transcript of the gene rdh10a, whose product is annotated as retinol dehydrogenase 10a. Bases 212 to 1234 code for a protein of 340 amino acids. The record is from RefSeq and is a predicted model, not a curated record. The transcript has 6 exons. Lineage: Eukaryota; Metazoa; Chordata; Actinopteri; Gobiiformes; Gobiidae. Gene Ontology annotation, cellular component: lipid droplet. Gene Ontology annotation, molecular function: oxidoreductase activity, acting on the CH-OH group of donors, NAD or NADP as acceptor.